GCCGAAAGUCCAUUAACCUACUGGUGCGACGGGAUGGCAUGUGGUGGGCUGCUGUAGUGGUGCCGUGGCCCGCCUGCCCUGCCCUGUUCCCCUGGUGCGCUCCGCUCAUUCCUCCUCCCACAAAGCAAAGCGAAGGGGGAAGAGAAGGGGAGAAAAGGAGAAAGAAAAGAGUAGCAAAGCAAAAGCAAAUGCGAUACUGACCAGGACCUGGAUUAGGCUACCUUACCGCGGAGGAAGAAAAGCCUCCGAUUCCUUCCGUCCUCGCGGAAAGGAUGGACAGCUCAGGGCUGCGGGCUCCGGCGCCUACUCACAUGGCCGGGGAGAUGCUGUGAGGGCUGAGUAGUUUUGGAUGGGUGUUCGUCCUUGUGGCUUGACACAUACCCAACGUUGAAGCUUGGCUCCAUGAUCUCUGAAUCCCCGUCAGUGCAGUCUUCAUCCGGUCCAACUGCUGGUGAUCUCCCCCUCAUGAACUGAGCAAUCAGUAAAAGAAACAAAAGGGUCAUUUCUGCUAGAGAGCGAACAGAUCAUCAGAAAUGGGAAAACAAGGUCACCGGAGGUCUGCAUCACAAGACGAGGACAAUGUGGGCUGUGUGUGGGGUCUCAUGCGCAUGCUUUAUUUCCGUCGUGACCCCAAGUUCUUGUUGGAUUCCAAGCAAUUGGGCGGGAGGCAUGCAUUCCGGGAGAUCAAUGAGAUAGGGCAAUCGACAAAGAGGUCCAGGGAUUUUGAUGGGAUAGAAGAAGAUGGUAACAUAGAAGAAUGCACUUUCCAGAAACCAACAGUCAAAAACCUUAUGGAGGAUGAAUUGAGGAAAGUAGAACUACUGAAGAAAAUUCCAAAUGAUGAAGUUCAGAGAAGAUUAGCUGACCUGGAAAAUGGUGUCUCUCUUGAUGAGAAACCAGAGCAUAUAAAUAGAUUAACAGAUAACUCAUGUCACCAGACUGGUGUCUCUACGGCUUUAACUCCAUCAGUGGAUUCUGAGGUUUUGAAUCAUGCUGAAGAAUAUGAUCUUGAGUCUGUCCUGGCAGAUUUCCUAGGUGAAAUCUAUAGUUGCCACAAUGAGUGCCCACACGGUGAUUGCAAGGAUAAGAAUGAACUGUGUCCUUCACUGAAGUCCCUAAUCCAUAAAAAGGUCAAUGACUUGAAUAAUCUUCCUCGCAGUAUGGGUCGUGGGCAAUCUCAAGAGAGCAAUGAUGGAAAACUAUCUGAGCAGAAUAAUCUUUUUAACACCAUGGCAGCUCAAUCCAAACAGUUCAAGGAUGCAUUGGAGAUACUGGGUUCAAACAAGGAACUUUUCCUGAAGCUGCUUCAGAAGCCAAAUCCUCAAAUAGUAGACAAUAUCCAAAAGCACCAAAACAAUAAGGUGGCUUCUGGAUUAGAGCCCAGUAACAUUCCUGGACAGACCAAUUUUGGAGGGAGAGUAGGCUCAAAUCAGCAUCUGUUGGCUACAAAAGAGCAGGCUAAAGAGAGAAAAUAUAAGUUCUUCUGGAGGAAGGGUAAAUCAAAUAGAAGCCAGAUGCCUGAGGCAACUAUCGGACCUCAGACAGUUAGCAAAAUAGUUAUUCUAAAGCCAAAUCCAGAAAGACGGAUUCAUCAAAAAGCCAUUAGUAGCGCAAGACCUUUACAUCAACAACCGUCUACAUCGCAUGUUCCUGAAUGCAGUGGAAGGGAGGCCUCAAAGUUUUCUAUUAAGGAAGUCAAGAAAAGAUUCAGAAUUGUGACUGGUGAGAGUAGAAGAGAGAGAAAUUUGGCACCUGCAGAGGACCUUGGAAGAGAUCCACGUAGGCAUAAAGACUCUGUUAUUGCAAUUAAGAAGGAUUUUAGACAUGUCCCAGAAGGGAGCUUGGCAGACACAUCUGCAUCAAGUUUUAAGAACAGCAUCAUACCUUUCAACAGCAGUAAGCAAAAGCAACAAAAUAGCAGCAUAACUGAAAUAAAUGUUCGUACAGUACCACAAGGUGAAUCUAUCUUCUAUGAGCAGGCCAAGAAGCAUUUAUCAGAGAUGCUAAAAGAUAAUGACCGAUCUGUAAACUAUCCAGCAGUUCAAGUUUCAAAAUCCUUGGAAGGAAUACUUUCUGUCCCUCAUUGCAAUGCGUCAACCCCUAGGAAUAGCCCAAGGGAAAAGGGUUGCCUUGAACUCUCACCUGAAGAGACAGAUGGUUGCCUUUCAUGCAAGGUUGAAAGAGAAGAAUGCACACAAGAGAGAUGCCAAUCACAGGACGACAUGGGAAGCAUUGCAUGCUGUACUAGUGCGGCAGUUGAUGAUCAGGUGACAGUUCAGGAAGGAUACUGCAUGAAUGAAGCAAACGAAGAAUUUUGGACAGGACUUCAAGAUGUUUCUGAUGAGCUGGACAACAUGUACAUUGAAGGACUUGACAAAUUGGACUGCAGUGAAAACAUUUGCAAUAUGCAGUCUGUUCCAGAAGAACAAAGCAUAGAUGAUAUACAUCAGGAAAUAUUAGAAGAAACAAAAGAAGAAAAAGAACAUGCUGAAGUGACCCCAGACUCUCCUGAGAGCAUGGUUGAAAAGUUGGAACAGCAUGAGCCGGAAACACCAGAACCAAGAGCAUCAACCAAAUUAGUCUCAGAUGGUUCUUCUGAGCAAAGCGAGGAAACACAAGAAAAGCCCAGUCCGGUAUCUGUUCUUGAGUCAUUCUUUGAGGAUUUUGGCAGUCCUGACUGCAUGAACAAGAAAGAAUGUGAGUUGCAUGAAGAUCUCCAAAGGACCCUAUGUUUCCCAGAUGAUGAAUCAGAUGUUAAGGUCCUCUGGGAGGACAAGAAUGUCAGAUUAGAUUACAUAAAGUUGGUGCUAGAGCUCUCAGAAUUAUGCGCAGAACAAAAUUUAGAGGUAUGGUACCUAGAGGAUGAAUUAAUCAGCCCCUGCUUGUUUGAAGAACUACAGGAUCAAGGUGAUCAAACCGAUGAUCUGAAGCUUCUGUUUGACUGUAUCUGUGAAGCUCUAACAGAGAUCCAAGAGAGAUAUUUUAGACUCUCUUCUUGGUUAUCUUUUUUAAGACAUGACAUACGGACACCUCCAAUAGGAGAAAACCUCAUCACAGAAGUUGAUAAGUAUGUCCAUGGGUAUAUCCAAUAUAGUCUUCCCAGUACUCUAGACCAGAUAAUUAAGAAGGAUUUGGAAGUUCAAGCAUGGAUGAACGUUAGGUCAAAGACUGAAGAGAUCAUUAUGGAAAUAUGGGAGUUCGUAUUGGAUGAGUUGAUAGAUGAGGCUGUUUUUGAUUUGUGGAUUUGAAGUUCUGACUAGAUCGCUUGUCGAUGAUGCCUUAUCGUGAGUACAGUGAGUAGGUAGAUACUGAAGUUUUCGUGCUGACAAUAACCCAUUCUACGUGGCAGAAUAACAUGGGCUGCUUCUAGUCUUAUGUGUGUAACUGCAGCAGAAAUCAAGAGAUGCAUGAAAGCAAAAGUUUCAGUUCUGCAAAUCUCGGGGUUGUGCAGUUUGUGUGGAUAGAGUUAGGCAAGGCCUGUCAGAUUGCCACAGAACUCAGUCAUGCCUCUGAAAAGCGAAGUGUAUGGCAGUCUGAAGUGCAUUGCAAUUUUCCUCUUGUCCAUUGAGAGUUUGUGUGCAUAUGUGUGAGGCUAACACUUUCUGCGGGAUCAGAUCACGCAAAUUGUAUAUGUUUGUUUUGUGUGUAAAUGUGCAAAAGUAAUCAUACAUGAUUAAUCAAAUAACACAUUUUCUGUAUGGUUAGAGCACUGUU
Molecule: messenger RNA, 3714 nt
Organism: Panicum hallii
Lineage: Eukaryota; Viridiplantae; Streptophyta; Magnoliopsida; Poales; Poaceae
Exons: 7
Coding region: 534-3248 (904 amino acids)
Source: RefSeq, a predicted model, not a curated record